Clunio marinus is the source of this 255-nucleotide messenger RNA. The record is from the annotation of a GenBank genome assembly. NCBI's taxonomy places the organism in Eukaryota, Metazoa, Arthropoda, Insecta, Diptera, Chironomidae.
AUGUUAACAACAGAAAUCUGGUUUUUAAUUUAUUUCAGUGUUGAACUUAUGUUCGAACAAACAAGCUCACGUCAAUAUUUUCUCAUAAUCUGCUUGACAAAAUCUUAUCAUCGUCAUCAUCAUCAUCAUCAGCAUUGUUCAAUGCUUCAACUCCUCGGGCAACAAUUACGAUCAAUUAAACUUCUUGUUCCGCUCGUAAAGCGUGGACGGCUUUAUCUGGGUCUCAAAAAUGAAAUUUUCGAAGACAGAAAAUAA